UCAACAGAAGAAGUCUGCCUCGCUGUAGGAAGAAAAAUAAGAGCAUUCAAUAAUACGUAAACGAUGUCCCGUCCCGAAUUGACCGGCCACGCCUCAAACUUCUACAAUGAGAAAGAAGCGAGAAAGUACAACUCGAGCUCGCGUAUGAUCAACGUUCAGCGAGAGAUCACACUUCGUGCCAUUGAAUUGUUGCUACUGCCGCCAGAUGAAACAUCUCUUGUUCUAGAUAUUGGAUGUGGAAGUGGCCUGAGUGGUGAGGUGUUGGAAGAGCAGGGGCACGUAUGGGUUGGCUGUGACGUUUCGAGAGAUAUGUUGCAAGUAGCGCACGAAAGAAUGGAAGAUUCUUAUAAAGUGAAAGACGACGGUGACAGCGGGAUGAGCGAUAACAGCGACGACGAAGACGAUGACGGACUUCCAUCCACAGGGGAUCUCAUGCACCACGACAUGGGUACCGGACUUCCCUUCCGGCCGGCAACCUUCGAUGCGUGUGUGUCCAUUUCAGCCCUCCAGUGGUUGUGCUAUAGCAACAGUGCAUCUCAGAUUCCUAAGAGGCGCCUGGUAAGAUUCUUUUCAAGCCUGUACUCUAUUCUUAAAAAAUCGGCACGUGCCGUGCUUCAAUUCUAUCCCGAAACCGCCGAACAGGCUGUGCUGAUCAGUGAAUGCGCCACUGCCGUCGGCUUCGGUGGCGGAAUCGUCGUCGACUAUCCCAAUUCCGCCAAGGCUAAGAAGCACUACCUAGUAUUGAGCUGCGAUCGUACUUGUCGAAAACAGCUUCCAACUGGCAUGACUGGUGACGAACGGGUUGAAAACAGCAAUAGGCAUGUUCAGGUUUCGUCUUCGAGUUCUGGAAGAACGCAGAGAGAACGCGGGAAAGAAAAACCCAUCAGAAAAAAGAAGGGUGUCAAGACAAAGGAAUGGAUUUUGCACAAGAAAGAAACUCAAAGGAAAAAGGGAAAGAACGUGCGUCCCGAUACCAAAUACACCGCUCGACGUCGACGCGGCAAGUUUUAAUUGCGAUAAAGCUGCUGAUGUAUU
Molecule: messenger RNA, 1035 nt
Organism: Pseudo-nitzschia multistriata
Lineage: Eukaryota; Bacillariophyta; Bacillariophyceae; Bacillariales; Bacillariaceae
Source: the annotation of a GenBank genome assembly